This is a messenger RNA of Pygocentrus nattereri (red-bellied piranha), 1905 nucleotides long. RefSeq names its product centrosomal AT-AC splicing factor (gene cenatac). NCBI's taxonomy places the organism in Eukaryota, Metazoa, Chordata, Actinopteri, Characiformes, Serrasalmidae. The coding region runs from base 67 to 1134 and encodes 355 amino acids. The transcript has 11 exons. The record is from RefSeq and is a predicted model, not a curated record.
AGCAUGUUGCCGUUCAGCAGCGUCUAGUGCUCAAGAGCAGUGUUUGUGUGCAUCCGAGGAGUGAAAAUGGGGCCGUUUUAUUGCGAGAUAUGCCGCCAAACGGAUUUCUCAGGAAAAGGACACAUCUAUGGGAAGAGUCACCAGAGCAAACUUAAAGUAGUUCUGGUUAAAUUCCUGGAGAAGGUGAAGGAAGCACGACGGACCAUUAAACAUCCUCAAGUGGAGAAGUUCGACGCUACUGAGCAUGAAAAGAAAUUCUGGUGUUACUGUUGUGGACUAGAGGUUCAGAGGCACGUCACUGACGGCAGAUUCACGGUACUGCAUGGAGCACUGCUGGAGCACAUGAGCACCCGAGAGCACCGCGCCAACACGCACGCUUUCUGGUGGAAGAAUAAAGCAGAUGCCAAACUGAAAGAGAAAUUCAUUAUCACAGAGGAAGAGGCUGAAAGAUUGAAGACCGAAGUUGCCAAAGCUCUUGACCAGUAUGAAGAGAAGGAGGACACAUUGAUGAAAGAGCAAGCUGCCAUUAUCAGAUAUCAGGAGCAUCACAGGCUGGAGGUCCUGCAGUCUCUAAUAGAGCCUGAUCCAGAGUUGCAGCAGUCUGCUGAACAGGGCCAGCAGAACACCGAGCAGACAGCCUGCAUGAAUUCAGACGUGGUAGAAAGCUUUCACCCUCACUCGUAUGGACACGGUGAGCAGGCAGGUCCCAGUCACGAGGACCCCUUUAUGGCAGAAUUGGGACAUGGCCUCACUUUCAUCGGCUAUCAGGACUCUGGCAGUGGGAAUGUUCACACAGGAGCUGUGCCUCCAUGGCUGCUGAAAGACCCUGAGGACGAGUCAGCGGGGAGCUCAAAACAGGAGAUUGGCCCUUCUGCACAGGAGUUCCUUAAACACAGACAGCAGGAGAAGCUUAAAAAACUCCCACCCAACCGCGUGGGGGCAAACUUUGACCACAGCUCUUACACAGAUGCCAACUGGCUGCCAUCUUUUGGACGAGUAUGGAACAGCGGCAGGCGCUGGCAGUCCAGGCAUCAGUUCAGACAAGAGGAGGCUAAAAGUGGACAGAAGAGAAAGAGGGACCAUGGAAGGAAGGCAACAAAGAAGCAGAAACACCUUAGUAAUGGAGACUUAUGAACAACAUUUGGUCCAGAUUUCUGGGUUCAUGUGGCUUCUCCCCGACCCCCCACCCCAGUAAAUCGAACACAGAGGCCCACCUGCCAUUAACAUGCGUAUUUGGUUGUCCGUUCCUAAGUGGACACCAGUAUAAGUACAGGUGUGAAAGGGCUCCGUUGCAACUUGGGGGUCGGAUCGCUCAAACAACCACUGAAGGUGGUCAGUUGAGUAGCCAUACAUUUGUAAGGUGAACACUAAUGCAUCCUCAACAGCAGAACCACCUAAUCAACAUCACCGCAUUUAUGAAAUUAGAUCGAAAGCGGUUACUGGACUUGCCAGGUAUAAACAACUGUCCACUUGUGAUCAGGUCACAUGAGACAGCCAGUAAUACCAGGUCUGAUCAGGGCUAUAGACAUUAGGGUCUGAAACUACCAGAUCCUACCAUUUUUGCAGUGGCCAAAGUUCCUGGAAUUGGGACCAUCAACAAGGCAUCUGUAUAGUAUGUUGUUGGUUUCUUAAGUCAAGUAAUUGACAGCCAGAAGUCUGAUCUGGCUGCUGUCAGACUAAUUUAGUUUGUAUUUCUCACGUUGAGAAUUCUUUACUUUCAAAUGUACAUUACUCCUACAUUUGUUCAUCAUAAACUAAUGUAUUUUUUUUAUUUUUUUUUAUUUAUCUCUUAAUUGAUCCCCUCCCAAACCUGAAACAGCAGUGUGCAGAAAGUAGUGACUGGGAUGAGAAAUCAGAUUCACUGUUUGCGUUUCCAGUUUAUUGAAUAAAUUUGCAACAUAUGAA